Molecule: messenger RNA, 2369 nt
Organism: Drosophila biarmipes
Lineage: Eukaryota; Metazoa; Arthropoda; Insecta; Diptera; Drosophilidae
Gene: Ufsp2
Product: probable Ufm1-specific protease 2
Exons: 2
Coding region: 79-1905 (608 amino acids)
Source: RefSeq, a predicted model, not a curated record
GAUAGAAAUCUGCCAGCUGUGCAAGAAUUGCACUUGUGGCCGAAUUACUUCAUUUCCCAUAACAUAUUUAGCACAAACAUGCUGCCGAAACUGAAAAUAUCCGCAUUCCUGCUGAAACGCCUGGAGCGAACCAAGCAGCAGUGCAGUGGUUGUUUAUACGGAGUUUUCUACGGAGAGGGAACCCUGCUCCUUCUGAGCUUCAACAUUGAGUCCAGCUUGGGGCAGCUGAACUACGAGCAGAUCCAGCACAGGUUCCCGGCCGAACUGGAUCUCUGCGGGUUGGUCAAGUUCGGGGACUGCACCGAUGGCGAGGCCCACCUUAAUGAGGUCAUCAAGUCGGUGGACAUCACCGACAAUCCCAUUCUGCUGCAGUGCGAGCUGGGCACCUUGGUGGGCCUGCGGGCCUCGUUCUUUGUUCACGGUAAGCUGGAGGACGCGCCCUACGAGGUGAUGGAGGCGGAGCAGCUGUACAACGACUUCUGCUUCACCCGGCUGCAGUGCGGAUUCUUCCUGCAAACGGCUGCCACUCCAGAGUCUGUGGCGCGGGAAAUGCAUGUUCUGCGCAAGCGGGUAGCCGACGGCAAUCUGGUGUUCAAUGUACCGCAGACGAAGAUCUUCAUCAACAGCUGCGGGCCGCUGGACAAACGCUUCACCAGUGAUUCUCAGAUUCAGGACCUUAUAGAUGUCAUUCCCAGUCCCGGACAUGACAAGGAGUCUGCAGGCGGAGACAAAAAGAAGGCGAAGGCCCAAAAUACGCCAGUCAAGAGAUUGGCGCCCACCGGCUGCGACUAUGAGGUGAUUCCCAUCGAUGUGUUGCGAUCGCGCAGUCGUGAUCCUGUGGCCAGGGACUCGCCGCCUCAUCCGGCGCUUAGCAUUGCGGUAACCACUGAGGAGCAGACCCGAGUCCAGGUUCCACUGGAGAUAGAAGCCAUGGCCAUCCUUUGCCGGAAAACCAAGCUUCUGCGGCUGUACGACGUCCUCAUCGAAAGCAUCUGCCGUGCCCUGAGAUUAUUUGAGCUGAGCCUGAUCGAGCACCUCACAGAAUCGGAAAGCGGCAAACUGCUGGUGCCCGCCAGCUAUCACUUCUAUCCCCAGGAGUUCGGGCACUUCGUGAGCUGUGCUUACCUGAGGGACCUGGGCGACGACGAUCCGAACAUGCAGGAGAGGCGCAAGCGACUCCAUCGACAGUUCGCUUUGCCCGUCAGUCGUCCCUAUUUCCGCAGGGCCAAUCAGGUGCGUUUCCUGGGCGAGACUGAGGAUGCCCCGUGGACUCCUCUGCUGAACACACACAUUGGAGUCCGGCCCAGUGGAGUUACCGACGGCAAGGAGUACUUAGUGAACGGAAACUACCAUUACUACCACUACCUUCAGCAGCAGGUGCAGGACAAGGGAUGGGGCUGUGCCUACCGCUCGCUGCAGACGAUCUGCUCCUGGUUCGUGCUGCAGGGUUAUACGAACGCCCCGAUUCCCACGCAUUUGGAAGUGCAGGAAUACCUGCACAAGAUCAACGACAAGCCGGCUGCCUUUGUGGGAUCUUCCCAGUGGAUUGGUUCCACGGAGAUUAGCAUGUGCCUGCAGGGAUUCCUUAACGUAGACUCGAAGAUACUGCACGUGGCCUCUGGAGCCGAGCUGGGCACUGUUGCCUCCGAACUGGCGAUGCACUUUCAGACGCAAGGAACACCGGUGAUGAUUGGCGGCGGAGUGCUGGCCCACACCAUCAUCGGAGUGGACUACUGCGUGCAGACGGGUCAGGUGAAGUUCCUUAUCUUGGAUCCACAUUACACAGGUGCCGAUGAACUGGCCACCAUUCAAAUUAAGGGCUGGUGCGGUUGGAAGGGCAUGGACUUCUGGGCUAAAGGCAGUUACUAUAACCUCUGCAUGCCCCAGCGUCCGAUUUUGUAUUAGAUCCAUUUCCAUAUGCAUUUAGAUAGCCUAGGGUGGGUCGAUUUUAUGUUUUACUAUUGGUCCAAACAUAUUUGCUUUUAAUUUGAAUUACUUGAAUACUUUUGGUGACAAUUGCAUUAAGAAAUAGGUAAUAACUAACCAGUUUUUAUAAAAAUUUCUGUAUUCGGUCUUUAUUUCGCCAAUUGUAAACCAAAUAUGAUAUUACUCCAUGAAAUUGACAUUUUUUUUGGCAAAGAUUAGAUUUGUCUUAACUGUGUCAGUUCUUUGUUUGGCAAUCUUCCAAGUCGACCCACUCUAAAGUACCAUCUAAGGUCAAGCUUUAACGUGGUUUUAUGUGUAAUAAUUUCUUGUAUAUGAUACCUGUGUACUUUAAUUUUAUUUUCUUGUACGUUUCAUGUCGACGCUAUAUCUCCCACUCACUUAUUAAAGGAUAUAUUAAAAUUUUAGCUUAGAAACGAAAUGGA